UGCCUAGCUCGGGCUUCACUCGCCGCCUCUCGCAGGGAUCGGGAGCGCUGCGCGAAGCACGGGCAGUGGAGAGGGCGUUGCGCUCGGGCUACCCAAUGCAUGGACUAUCUGCAGCCGCUGCUCAUGCAAUAUGCUGGAGCUCCAGAACAGCUAAACGGAGUUGCCACACCGCUGCCUGGGCUGGAUCACAGCGCUGCCUUUCCUUAUGAAGAAGACACAAACUUGGAUUAUCACUUGCAUUUAUCUUCAACUGCUCCUAUUUAGUCCUCUCGUCAAAACUCAAGGAAUCUGCAGGAACCGUGUGACUGAUGAUGUGAAAGACGUUACAAAAUUGGUGGCAAAUCUUCCAAAAGACUAUAAGAUAACCCUCAAAUAUGUCCCCGGGAUGGACGUUUUGCCUAGUCAUUGUUGGAUAAGCGAGAUGGUGGAACAAUUGUCAGUCAGCUUGACUGAUCUUCUGGACAAGUUUUCAAAUAUUUCUGAAGGCUUGAGUAAUUACUCUAUCAUAGACAAACUUGUGAAAAUAGUCGAUGACCUUGUGGAGUGCAUGGAAGAACACUCAUUUGAGAAUGUAAAAAAAUCAUCUAAGAGCCCAGAACCUAGGCUGUUUACUCCUGAAAAAUUCUUUGGAAUUUUUAAUAAAUCCAUCGAUGCCUUCAAGGACUUGAAGAUGGUGGCUUCUAAAACUAGUGAAUGUGUGAUGUCUUCAACAUCAAGUCCUGAAAAAGAUUCCAGAGUCAGUGUCACAAAACCAUUUAUGUUACCCCCUGUUGCAGCCAGUUCCCUUAGGAAUGACAGCAGUAGCAGUAAUAGGAAGGCCUCAAAUCCCAUUGAAGACUCCAGCCUACAAUGGGCAGCCGUAGCAUUGCCAGCAUUCUUUUCUCUUGUAAUUGGGUUUGCUUUUGGAGCCUUAUACUGGAAGAAGAAACAACCAAAUCUUACAAGGGCAGUUGAAAAUAUACAGAUUAAUGAAGAGGAUAAUGAGAUAAGUAUGUUGCAAGAAAAAGAGAGAGAGUUUCAAGAAGUGUAAUUGUGGCUUGUAUCAACACUGUUACUUUCGUACAUUGGCGGGUAACAGUUCACGUUUGCUUCAUAAAUGAAGCAGCUUUAAACAAAUUCCUAUUCUGUCUGGAGUGACAGACCGCAUCUUUAUCUGUUCUUGCUACCCAUGACUAUGUGGAUGAUUCAGAAAUUGGAACAAAGUGUUUUACUGUGAAACUGGCACUGAAUUAAUCAUCUGUAAAGAAGAACUUGCACGGAGCAGGACUCUAUUUUAAGGACCUGGGGGAUUUGUGGUCUCAAUUAGAACUUGCAGCUGAUGUUGGGAGAGAAAGCACGUGUCCCAGACUGCACAUACCGUUUUGCAUGCCUCCAGAAACGUCUAAUUGUUGAAAAACCACAUAGCUUUAUUUUACAGUUACAACCUGCAGUUCAUAGUUAUCUUGGUCUCUGCAAGUAGAUUUCAGCCUGGAUAGUGGGGGGGUCAUCAUUUUUACCAAAGGGAUCUAGAAAAAAUUCAAAAAACAAAAACUCAAUAGCAUCAGCCACUGUUCAUUUAGAAAGCGGUGGGAAAAGAGGGUGGGAGUAGGCGCAAGUCAGUCUUACAGCUGCUGAUCAAUGAAUGAUAUGGGUCUGAGCUUGGUCUCUUUCUGACACAGAGUGUGCUCAACCGUAUCCCACUAGACAAAUGGACAUGGUUGUCUGACUUUAGUCAUGCAGGGCAGCCAGUACUGAAUUACACCAGUGAUGCCUUUGCAGAGGAGAGACUCCGAAAGAGUCAUCACAUGAAGAAGCUGUGGACACUCCAGCAGAACAGUCUGCCGAGGAGGGCAUCUGGCACCCCUGGUGAAGUCAGCCUUUGCCCUUGACCACUAUGGCGUGUACAAAUUGUGCUUGCAAAUUAUAUUACGAAAUGUUUCUAUUCUAAAACUAUUACAGAGUUACGUAAAGGGACUUAGGAGAAAUCACUGAAUGUAUGGAGGCCGCAUUUUCAAUUUCUGCUGUGGGAGAGAGUAAAUAUAAAUUAUGAUAUUUAGUAUCUAUGGUUAGAUAACCACACUCACAUGCUAAUAUGGGUGUUGAAAACUAGGUGACUUGGCUUUUUCAAGAAUGCAGGGAAUCAGGAAACUUUAUUUAUAGUAUAAUCACCAUUAUCUGUUUAAAGGAUCCAUUAUUUAAAAUCAGGCACUCUGUAUUCAUUAAGGUUUAUGAAUUAAAAAUAAAAAGAAAGCUUUAUGUAGUUACGCAUGUCAGUUUGCUAUUAAAAUAUGCGACAGCGUUUUUGUCAUAUUGAGUGAACUUGACAGGAAUUCCCAAGAUGGACAUUGCAUUUUUAAACCAGAACUUGUAAGACAUUAAGUGAAUUUCCCUUGCCAAUUUUUUUUUAUUUCAAAGGAACAUCUGACUAAGGUCAAAGAAUGAUUUCUUUUGGCUUAUUUUGAUCAAGAUUCUUUUAAUAUAUCACAAACGUACACAUAAAGGAAUCCAAAGCUUUCCAUUCUAACUUGAUCCUUGUGAUAGCAUCAUUGCCAUGUCUAUCACCGUCACAUGACUAUUUUCAAUGCAGUGAUAGAGAAGGGCAUGAAAAACUGCUAUCUUUCCUUUGUUUUCAAAAGUCCAAGAAUUUCUAGUAGAGUUGGAUUUUAGCUUAUGUUCAAAGCUAAUUCAAAUACAACUCUAGUAAGUGGCCUUUGCUCUUUUUUAUACCAAAGAGCUCAGAUGAUUUCUACGAUCCCUUCUCUAAAGUGCUGUGGUUCCUCAAACACUAGUCAUGUCUCUAAGAUACAACCCAGAUGCUUUGGGAAGCUGCAUUAAUUUAUUCAGUCCCUCAAAUAUCCCAUGGUACAACUGAUUAUAUAUAAUAAAACCAGAGAUCAAUUUAAUGGCUGAAAGGACCUGUCUCAGUGUGUGAUAUUGAUUGUUUUGAAGAAAAUAGACAUAGAUUAACAUGAGUAUGUGUGUAGGUCAUGUGUCGAUUGAGAAGAUUGAUACUUCUCAAUCUAAUAGUUUGUUUCAGCAAUGGGUUCAGUUUUUGUAAGUAUGUAAAAAUGCUGCUUAAUGAGCUUUAGAGUAUAAUAGAUGUACUUUUGUUCUCAAAGCUGGUAGCUGGGUUUUAACACACAAGGACAUGGUCCUAAUCGAUAGAGUUAAAUAAACAAAUUCAGCAAGUUAUGAAAUCUGGCAUGGUAGGCGAAGGGAGAUGUAUUCUGCCUAAUUAAAUGUAUUGGUUCAUUGAGAGUUGUGUGGAUUACCAAUUUUUAAAACACUAAAAUUCAGUAAAAUACACAAACAAUAGAAAAAUGCUGAACAUUACUUUGGUUGGUAGUUGCUUGGGAAUGAACUGUCAUAUCUACUUGGAGAUUAAAAAAUAUAUAUACAUACAUGUCUUUGCUUUAUUUUAUCCAAUAUGUGUUCUGAACAUCCUUUAUAAAUCAUGGAAAACUCACAACUGACAUCUUAAACUGUAAAAUCACCUUUUAAAUUGGUGCCAUGUAUCUGAUAGUUCUCUUUUGUAAUGUUUCAAAAUUGUCUUUUAAACUGGUUUCAGAAGUCUGCAGAUUCUAAAUUAUACUUUAGUAUAAAGUAUAAUUAAGCUUUGUACCUCUGUGGUAGAACCCAAAUCUAUAGAGAAACUGGCACUGAUAAACGGUGCCUGCCCUGUGAUAUCAAAGCGUUGCUGGAUUUUGUAUUAUAAUCUGAUGUGCUUACCACACAGCCGGUUUCUAAUGAGUCAGAAACAAGUUAUUUUUUUCAAUACUUUAAUAGAACAAGUACCCUAUUCUCUUUGAAAAGGAUUAACUAUGUGAAAAAUGACAAUGUAUGAUAAAGUAUGUUCACAAUGAAAUAUCUGCUUUUAGUAAGAAUUAAAGUACUUUGGAGAAACUUUGUGGCAUAUUUUGGUAUUCUAAUACAAAUGAAGUUUUAAAUUAAUAGAAAAAUCCAUUCAGAAUUCAUGGAUAUUUCUUAAUGUUUUUCUGAAGCUAGGUUCUGGUUUCAAAAUGUAAUUCCAGUAUGGGGCUUUUAGCCAUUCCCUACCUAUACUAAUUUAACUAGGAAAUAUAUUUUUCAAGAAGGCAGUUUGACAUAGUGGGAUGGAUGUUAGGAAAAAUUGUCGGGAGCUUCCACUCUGCCAUUAACAGGUAUUGGUAAAUCACUGCCCUUCUUUGGCUCUCAAUUUUUAUUUAUCUAUAUGGUGAAGUCAGGUCAUACCAUAGGUAUGAGAGAAACCUAUUGAUAUGUGACUGACAAAGAUGAUAAAAUAGAGCUGAAACUAUCACAUAUAAAAUAUCCAACUCUGAUCUCUGUGAGUAAGCAAUUUGAACAUAAAAAGCUAUGGCUGUUCUUGUUUGUAAUGUAAAUAGGGUCCAUUCGUAAAAGUGAAAAUCAGUCUCCUGUAGGGUGAGUCGGAUAACCACUUACACAAGAGAUGGCUUUUUCCUUUGCUUAAAUAAACAUUUUUGGAUCACCUCUGAAGAAUGAAAACCAAGAGUACAUUUUACCCAGGAAAAGAUAAGAUGUGUGUAACAUUUGGAAGUAUACCAAAUUAAGCAUUUAAAUGCUCUCAUUUUCUUAAAAGCUAAGAGCAGAAAAUGUAAGAUGCUUAUAAAGUUGUUAACUGCAAAAAGAUACUUUAGAAUCCAUUUGGAGAUGGGUAAACCAUAAAUUAUAUUUCAAGUUGGAAUAUAUUUCAGUUGAAUUGGAAAGUGGGAUAAGAAUUUUAAAGAAAGCCAGCUUGUUUUGAAACAGUAUUAUUCUGAAAUUGGCAUUAAAAUAUAAACAUUCAGAUUGAAAUUCCAACCACUUUAUUUGUGGUGUUUGAUCACACAGUUUAUGGUGUUGCUGGAAAUGCCUUUGUCUGUAAAGAUAAAAUAAUGGUUCUUUCAUUUCCUAACAAGAUACUGUUUUGAAAUAAUCCAUAUUAAAAUGGAUAUUCUUGAUCCUAAAAUGUUUCCUAAGCAUUGUAUAUGUAUUUAUAACCGCCGUCUCCAAUUACAUCUUAAUUAUGUUGUUUUUAAAAAUAAAAUUGUUUAAACUAAAAACCAUAGUAUUUUCAGUUACUUGAUUUCUGAGCUAUGACUCACUAAAUAAAAAUUUCCAAUCAAAAUACCCUAUUCUCCUAUAUUCUAAGGAUUAAUGUGUGAUUAUAGUGUCCACUUGCCACUAUUUUUUAAAUCAAUGGACUUAAAGUAUUCAGACAUUUAGAUGGAUGCACAGAUAUAUUGCUAGUUCAGUCAUAGAUUGGAGUUUGCAUAUUGUAAUAUAAAUGUAUGUCAACAUUAUUCUAUAGUUUUAUUAUGACUGAAGUUUAAUUAAAUAAAAAAGGUUGUAAAAUGUGAUGUGUAUGUGUAUGUACUGUAUGUGUACUUUUUAAAAUAGGUUUAUGUCCUGACCCUUUUUUAUACAGGUUUGAAUUUGAAAUUACAUUAUAUAUACACAUACUUUAUUGUUCUAAAUAAAGAAUUUUAUGCACUCAAA
Messenger RNA from Balaenoptera musculus (blue whale), 5475 nucleotides. RefSeq names its product KIT ligand (gene KITLG). Gene Ontology annotation, molecular function: cytokine activity; stem cell factor receptor binding. The coding region runs from base 206 to 1030 and encodes 274 amino acids. Gene Ontology annotation, cellular component: plasma membrane. The transcript has 10 exons. The record is from RefSeq and is a predicted model, not a curated record. NCBI's taxonomy places the organism in Eukaryota, Metazoa, Chordata, Mammalia, Artiodactyla, Balaenopteridae. Gene Ontology annotation, biological process: cell adhesion; positive regulation of cell population proliferation.